GGGGCCGGGCCGCGCCGGCUCCUCCUCCCCGCGGCGGAGGCGCAGCCGGGCGGCAUUAGCUCAUCGCGGCGGCCGCUCUGCGCGGCCCUUUCUUCCCCCUCCCCGCCUCGGGGCUGCUUCCCGCCGGUCGGAGCGGCCGCCGCGCCCCAGCAGCCCCCAUGGCCCUGUGCAACGGAGACACCAAGGCGGAGAACGCCGGAGGAGAGCUCAAGGAUGGGCAGCACCACUACGAGGGAGCCGUGGUGAUCCUGGACGCCGGGGCGCAGUACGGCAAAGUCAUCGACCGCCGGGUGCGCGAGCUCUUCGUCCAGUCCGAGAUCUUCCCCCUGGAGACGCCGGCCUUCGCCAUCCGAGAACAGGGCUUUCGAGCUAUCAUAAUAUCUGGAGGACCAAACUCUGUGUAUGCAGAAGAUGCCCCGUGGUUCGACCCAGCGAUCUUCACAAUAGGAAAGCCGGUUCUGGGGAUCUGCUACGGCAUGCAGAUGAUGAAUAAGGUGUUUGGAGGUACGGUGCACAAGAAGAGUGUCAGAGAAGACGGGGUGUUCAGCAUUACUCUGGAUAACACGUGUUCACUGUUCAGGGGCCUUCAGAAGGAAGAGCUUGUGCUGCUCACCCACGGGGACAGCGUGGAUAAAGUAGCCGAUGGAUUCAAAGUGGUUGCGCAGUCUGGGAACAUUAUAGCAGGCAUCGCAAAUGAAUCUAAGAAGCUGUAUGGAGCACAGUUCCACCCUGAGGUCAGCCUCACCGUCAACGGGAAGAUGAUCCUGAAGAACUUCCUGUAUGAUAUUGCGGGCUGCAGUGGGACCUUCACCGUGGAAAACAGAGAACUUCAGUGCAUUCAAGACAUCAAGGAGAAAGUGGGCUCCUCAAAAGUCCUGGUUUUACUCAGCGGUGGCGUGGACUCGACAGUGUGCACGGCUCUGCUGAACCGGGCUUUAAACCGCGACCAGGUCAUAGCUGUACACAUAGAUAAUGGAUUCAUGCGCAAAAGAGAGAGUCAGUCCGUGGAGGAGGCACUCAAAAAGCUUGGGAUUCAAGUUAAAGUGGUGAAUGCAGCUCACUCGUUCUACAAUGGUACAACAACUCUGCCCAUCUCGGAUGAGGACAGAACUCCACGAAAAAGAAUCAGCAAGACCUUAAACAUGACCACAAGUCCGGAAGAAAAAAGAAAAAUUAUUGGUGACACCUUUGUUAAGAUUGCCAAUGAAGUGAUCGGAGAGAUGAAUCUGAAACCCGAAGAGGUUUUUCUUGCUCAGGGCACGCUCAGACCUGAUCUCAUCGAAAGCGCUUCCCUUGUUGCAAGCGGCAAAGCUGAAGUCAUCAAAACUCAUCAUAAUGACACAGAGCUGAUUCGAAAGUUAAGAGAAGAGGGUAAAGUAAUAGAACCACUGAAAGACUUUCACAAAGAUGAAGUGCGGGUGCUCGGAAGAGAACUCGGUCUCCCUGAAGAGCUGGUUUCGCGGCAUCCUUUCCCAGGUCCUGGUCUGGCAAUCAGAGUGAUAUGUGCUGAAGAGCCUUAUGUGUGCAAAGACUUCCCUGAGACAAACAACAUUUUGAAAAUAGUUGCGGAUUUUUCUGCAAGUGUUAAGAAGCCACAUACUUUGCUCCAAAGGGUCAAAGCGUGUACAAGUGAAGAAGACCAGGAGAAGCUGAUGCAGAUCACCAGCCUACAUUCACUGAAUGCCUUCUUGUUACCCAUCAAAACUGUGGGAGUGCAGGGUGACUGUCGUUCCUAUAGCUAUGUCUGUGGCAUCUCUAGUAAAGAUGCUCCGCACUGGGAGUCUCUUAUGUUUCUCGCCAGGCUCAUACCACGCAUGUGCCACAACAUAAACAGAGUCGUGUACGUGUUUGGUCCCCCGGUCAAGGAGCCUCCCACGGACGUCACUCCCACGUUCCUGACCACGGGCGUCCUCAGCACUUUACGGCAAGCUGAUUUUGAGGCUCACAACAUUCUCAGGGAGUCUGGUUAUGCUGGAAAAAUUAGCCAGAUGCCAAUAAUACUGACACCGUUGCAUUUCGAUCGGGACCCCCUCCAGAAACAACCUUCCUGUCAAAGAUCGGUGGUUAUUCGAACUUUUAUUACAAGCGAUUUUAUGACUGGUAUUGCAGCAACUCCUGGUAAUGAGGUUCCAGAAGAGGUUGUGUUAAAAAUGGUGGCGGAGAUCAAGAAGAUUCCCGGCAUUUCCCGGGUGAUGUACGACCUGACAUCAAAGCCGCCAGGAACGACGGAGUGGGAGUAAUUAACUCUUUUUCUAUUGAAGUACUGUGUGCAGUCGAAAUCAUAUCAGAAACCAUUCCCAGUGUUGACAUGCAGUACUGUGAAAGAGUGACUGGAGCUGCUACAUCGCAUCAGAUUCCUCUCCGGGAGCAGAGACCUGCGGUUAAGAGCUUUGCUGGGGAUGAGAAGGAAGUGAGGCUGAGGAUUUGUACGGGUAAAUAAUCAUGGCAGCGUGGCCGGUGCGCAGACAGAUUCCUCUUGCUUUUGCCUUUGUCUUACCCAUUCUUCCUCUUUUCCUGUGUUUUAUUGUUGACUGUCAUUUCAAUGUCUCUUUUUUUUGCACACUGUGUACAAGGAGGCAGUUUAUUUUACUUCUACCCAAAGCGUUGUUACAGCCUAAAAAUGCAAAAUGAAUUCUUUGUGACCAACUGCUUUUGAGCGGAUUUAUUAUAAAUAAAUAUUUUGCCAAAUGGAGUAGUGAGUAACUGUUGAGUUGUGGAAUUACUGUGUAUCUGUCGUAUACUGUUAAGCUUGUUUUAUAUUGUUUGACGUAUUAGCCCACAGCAAUAACAUUGAGGUCCGAGAGAGUCACGAUGAAUUACUAUGAAAUGACCUGUCUGUCUGUCCUCGCCCCCUUUUGCAUCGCUCGGUAGGUGUGCGUGUCAGUAAUGGACGUGUAUACAUCAGAUACUAUUUAGUGUGCACUUCAUGUGUGCGUAUGUCCAGUUGCAAACAGACAAGGAUCUUUGCUUCUGGGACUCCGGUAGGAUCAUAGAAACGGGAGUGAGGUUUGGAAGCUGUUGCACCAGAGCGACUGGAUCUGCAAAUCCUCCUCCUGUUGCUUGUGCAACGGUCCCUUCGCAGCUGCUCAUGUGCUUUGCUUACCGUUUAUUUUCUGCACAUUUGCUUUUACAGGAAUUUUUGGUAUGUAUCGUGCUUAGCUUGAUCUUUGAGGUCAUAGUAGUCGUUAGUGUGGAGUCAGCUGUCGGCAGUGACGUCCCCGAUCCCCAUAGAUCCUUUCCGUCACCCAUCUUCUGCUGUUUAUGUCGUUACGUAAGCAAUAAUUGGAGCGGUGGUUACUUGGGUCGCCUGUGCUUUCCUGGUGUGUCGAGGCAAAGCUGUUUGCACCCACCCCAGAGGUUUGGGCAGAUCCCGCGGUUGCCGUGCGGCAGGAACGGUGGAUCCUGAGCCGGGUACCUCCCGGUGGAACCGCACCCCACAUCCUUUUGUUCCUUUAAGCGGUUGUGUUUCAUUCAGCUCCAAGAUUACCAUAGUAUUGCGGGGGCGAAGUACUUGUUUUAAACUGUUCCACAACAUGGAGUAUUUCAUGGCUGUAGCUACUUGCAUUUCCACUUGUGUAGAUUUGUGAGCUGGAAUAAUGGUUGGAAGUGUUUGUUCUAUAUUCUUUUGAUUGCACACGUUUCCCUGUUUUUCUCUCAUUUACCGCCUACGCGUUAUGGAAAUCCAGUUUAAUUUCUGCUUAUAGGAAGCGGUGAACUCGUGUAAAUGUGUUUUUUUGCCGAGCGGUGUGUUUUCGGGUGCGGAAGGAGGUGGCGUCGCAGCCCUUUGGGGACACAGGUGCGCGGGGAAGCCGAAAUCUGCCCCCUCGCUUCCCUGCUCUGGGCACGUUCUCUACCCUGGGAAAAUUGAACUUAAUUCAUCUCUCGGUUGCCCCCUUUAUGAAAUAUGGGGGUGGUGAUUCUCACCUACGUCCAUCACAACCUCUUUGGAUGAGCUUUUUGUGGUGUAAGUGAAGUAUUAUCAAUACAAAUGUUCUUUCAUUACUGGACUGUGGUCUGUAAGAGCUGUUAAAAACCACCGUAAGUUGGUGUUUGCUGUGGCAGGAUCUGUUUUAGCACACGUUCUGUUGAAAAGCGAUUUUCGCAGUAGCUUGUCUGGAAAGCAAGCUCCCUAAUGCAAUCAUGGCCUUGGGGGACAUUUUUGUCAGAAGAAGCUGAGGGAGAAUGUGUUUUCCUGUUGUGUUGGUGUCUCAGAUGUGAAGGGUGCAAUGACAGCGGAUGGCACAGCGGUUGUUGCUCGUCAGCCGCUCACCAGCAAAAGGCAAACCAAGAGGAAUUACUACCAAGUAACGCCAAGGAUAUAGGAAUCAUAGUAAAUAAAUCUGGACAUUCUUCCUGGAGUUGCAUCUGAAUUAUAGGUGCGGUAUAUACAUGUGUUCUCUGUGUGUACUGGUGUGACAUACGUCUUUUAAUCACGUCUGUAACAGAACGGAGCUUGGCCACAAUUCCCGUGCUCUUUAGGAACAUACUUUAUUUUUUUUAAGCCAGAAAAUUGAAUAUUGAAAAUUUUAGGCUUAAAUUAUUGCACUAUGAUCAAAAUGUCUUAUCCAAAUGAAAUUGGUUGUCUUUAGCGCUCUUGCCCCGUCUGACACCGGUGGUGGGUUGUUGUUGGGAAGGUUGGUGUUACCCAGCGGUUCGGAGUGUUUGCUAUGGAAUCCAUAUGUAUGGGACACCCAGAAGUGGAGAGAAACAUAAUGCUCUGUUCACAUUUCUUAAAAAAAAUAUAUAUAUUUAGCACCUAGUUUACAAACUAAUAACUGUAGCUGCCCUGUACAAUUGUUCACCUCGAGUCUUCAGUAAAACAUGUCAGCAGUUAGAGGAAUUUGUAUUGGGGGCGUUCCCCGUCAUUCUCAAUUUUUAACAUUUUUCUGCUUGUGAGAUGAUCAAGUACUGUGAGCCUUAAUUUUUAUCCACAAAUAAAAAUAUUAUGUUUGAA
This is a messenger RNA of Columba livia (rock pigeon), 4954 nucleotides long. It is a transcript of the gene GMPS, whose product is annotated as guanine monophosphate synthase. Gene Ontology annotation, biological process: GMP biosynthetic process. NCBI's taxonomy places the organism in Eukaryota, Metazoa, Chordata, Aves, Columbiformes, Columbidae. Gene Ontology annotation, cellular component: cytosol. Gene Ontology annotation, molecular function: GMP synthase (glutamine-hydrolyzing) activity; GMP synthase activity; ATP binding. The transcript is spliced from 16 exons. Bases 159 to 2240 code for a protein of 693 amino acids. The record is from RefSeq and is a predicted model, not a curated record.